This is a messenger RNA of Prunus avium (sweet cherry), 1165 nucleotides long. NCBI's taxonomy places the organism in Eukaryota, Viridiplantae, Streptophyta, Magnoliopsida, Rosales, Rosaceae. The record is from RefSeq and is a predicted model, not a curated record.
ACCCUUCUUUCACUUCACCCACCCACUUGCUACACCUACUCUUUACUUGCUUUACCCACCCACAUGCAUACCUCCAUAUCUUAGGAGGAAAUUAGGAAGCCAGAAACAAUAAAGAUGAACAAGGGAGAUGAAGAGAAAAGGACAAUGAUGAAGAAGCUCAUUCCCAACAAACAGAUUGUCUUGAAUCACUAUGUAACUGGGUACCCAAAAGAGAGUGACUUUGGAUUGCGAUCCUCUACAACCAGUUGCACCCUUUCCCAUGGUUCCACAUCAUCUGCUGUUCUUCUAAAGAACCUAUACCUCUCCUGUGAUCCUUACAUGCGCCACCGCAUGUCCGAUCAUAUCUCCCAUUCCGGGACUAUUGUCCAGUCGUUCACCUCUGGCUCUGUCCUUGUGGGAUAUGGCGUGUCCAAAGUCAUAGAGUCCACACAUCCAAGCUUCAAAGAAGGCAUUCUGGGCAUGCCAGGAAUUGCUGCUUAUGCUGGAUUUCACAAAAUAUGCUACCCCAAAGAAGGGGAUUGUGUGUAUGUUUCUUCUGCAUCAGGAGGAGUUGGUCAACUUGUUGGUCAAUUUGCCAAACUUAUGGGUUGCUAUGUUGUUGGAAGUGCCAGCACUAAAGAGAAGGUUGAUCUCUUAAAGCACAAGAUGGGGUUUGAUGAAGCAUUUAACUACAAAGAGGAGUAUGAUUUGGGUUCGGCAUUAAGAAGGUACUUCCCGCAAGGCAUUGACAUUUACUUUGACAAUGUGGGUGGCCACAUGCUUGAUGAAGUUAUCUUGCACAUGAAAGUUCAUGGCCGGAUUGCACUCUGUGGCAUGAUUUCUCAAUACAAUAUUGAGAAACCAGAGGGUGUACACAAUAUGUUUAGCCUGAUCAUGAAGCGGAUCGAGAUGAAAGGGUUUGCUGAAACCGAUUUCAGGCAUGUUUAUCCAGAGUUGGUCGAGUUAUGUAUCAAAUACUUGCAGGAAGGGAAGCUGGUCUAUGUUGAAGAUAUUGCUCAGGGGCUGGAGAAUGCCUCAUCUGCUCUUGUUGGAAUUUUCUAUGGCCGCAAUGUUGGUAAGCAGGUCGUCUGUAUUGCUAAGGAGUAAGAUACUUCUGGCAAUAUUAAUAAUAUAUAUUAAGUGAAUAAGGAACCUUGUCUUACUACUAGUUUCCACAAUCAAUCCU